Messenger RNA from Glycine soja, 1966 nucleotides. RefSeq names its product adenylosuccinate synthetase 2, chloroplastic-like. Gene Ontology annotation, molecular function: GTP binding; adenylosuccinate synthase activity. Gene Ontology annotation, cellular component: cytoplasm. Bases 108 to 1568 code for a protein of 486 amino acids. The transcript has 4 exons. The record is from RefSeq and is a predicted model, not a curated record. NCBI's taxonomy places the organism in Eukaryota, Viridiplantae, Streptophyta, Magnoliopsida, Fabales, Fabaceae. Gene Ontology annotation, biological process: 'de novo' AMP biosynthetic process; IMP metabolic process.
AAGUAUAAAAUACACAACACAACGCAGCCUUUGUGCCCUUGUUGUGUUUGUGUUUUUCACUCUCUUGUCUCUGUUUAUCGUGCGUGUGUUUAACAUUCACAUUUACAAUGAACACCAUCUCAUCACUGACCCUUGAUUCUCACGCAAUAUGCAACCCUCAGCGCAGCAUCUCCCUCCGCCAAGUUCGCCCCACCACUCGAAACGUCGUCGUGUGCUCCGCGAAGCCCGUCGCGUCUCCCCCCACCAAGCUCGCCGCCGCCGACACCUCCGGCUGCCGCAUCGGCGAACUGAGCCAGGUCUCCGGCGUGCUUGGCUGCCAGUGGGGCGACGAGGGCAAAGGGAAGCUCGUUGACAUAUUGGCCCAACACUUCGAAAUCGUUGCUCGCUGCCAGGGUGGAGCUAAUGCUGGGCAUACUAUUUACAACGCAGAAGGGAAAAAGUUUGCUCUUCAUCUUGUUCCUUCUGGUAUUCUCAAUGAGGAUACUCUGUGUGUUAUUGGGAAUGGAGUUGUAGUGCACCUGCCGGGGUUGUUUAAGGAGAUUGACGGUCUUGAAUCGAACGGGGUCUCUUGCAAGGGAAGGAUAUUGAUAUCUGAUCGUGCUCACCUGUUGUUUGAUUUCCACCAAGUGGUGGAUGGGCUAAGAGAAGCGGAGCUUGCUAAAUCCUUCAUUGGCACCACAAAGAGAGGCAUUGGACCCUGCUACUCCAGCAAGGUUAACCGUAAUGGCCUCCGAGUGGGUGAUUUGAGGCACAUGGAUACUUUCCCUCAGAAGCUUGAUCUUAUAUUGUCAGAUGCAGCAUUGAGGUUCAAAGAUUUUAACUAUGGCCCAUAUAUGCUCAGGGAAGAAGUUGAAAAAUACAAGAGGUAUGCCGAGAGGUUGGAGCCCUUUAUUGCUGAUACUGUGCUUGUCAUGAAUGACGCCAUAGAACAAAAGAAGAAGAUUUUGGUUGAAGGAGGACAAGCUACCAUGUUGGACAUUGAUUUUGGAACUUAUCCCUUUGUUACUUCUUCUAGCCCAUCAGCUGGUGGGAUAUGCACUGGUCUUGGUAUUGCUCCAAGGGUACUUGGUGAUUUAAUAGGAGUGGUGAAGGCAUACACUACAAGAGUUGGUUCUGGUCCUUUUCCAACUGAAAUUUUGGGUUCAGGAGGUGACCUCCUCAGAUUUGCUGGGCAGGAGUUUGGCACAACUACUGGCCGCCCUCGACGGUGUGGCUGGCUCGAUUUAGUUGCACUGAAAUACUCUUGUCAGAUCAACGGUUUCUCAUCGUUGAAUCUUACCAAGCUAGAUGUUUUAUCAGAUCUUGAAGAAAUACAGUUAGGUGUCUAUUACAAACUUGCUGAUGGCACCCCAAUCAAAUCAUUCCCUUCAGAUCUUCGUCUUCUUGAGCAACUGAAGGUGGAAUAUGAAGUACUUCCUGGAUGGAAAUCUGAUAUAUCUUCCAUAAGAAACUAUUCUGACCUUCCAAAGGCUGCAAGGCUGUAUGUGGAAAGGAUAGAAGAACUUGUGGGGGUCCCUAUUCACUACAUUGGUAUUGGGCCUGGACGUGAUGCUCUCAUAUACAAAUGAGUUCACAUUGGAGGAUCUGGAUGCCUCUAUAGGUAAGUUGAGGCUUUUUGCGGUAGAGGUGUCUAUUCCCGUUAACUCAGUUUUUUUGGGAUAUGAACACAUUUGUAGUGACUAGUGAGGAUCAGCUACAUGAUGUAUUAUGUUGUUAGCCGACAUCAUUGGCAUUUUUUGGGGUUUUUUUUUUUUAUAUAUAAAUUUGAUACAAGGUGUUCACAGUCUAGUUAUGCAAUACUUGUCGGAAUGAUGAGUAUGAAUUAGAUGUAUGAUGAUAACAUCUGCCCUUGUUGCGGUAGUAUUCAUGUAGCGGGAAAAUAAUGAUGUACUUGUAGCCACCACCCAAAUGCUUUUAGCUUUCAACUAUCUACAAAGUUGCAUCAUGGUUUUGCUGCUCUGUGCAA